AUGACCGUCUCCUACACACUGAAAGUGGCCAACGCGCGAUUCGGAGGAUUCUCCAAACUUCUAUUCCGAUGGAAAGGAAGUAUCUAUAAACUUCUAUACAAAGAAUUCCUGGUAUUCAUCACCCUCUACACCAUCGUGAGCCUCGUCUACAGAUUGGCUCUGAAUGAAGAACAGAAGCGAAUGUUCGAGAAGGUGGCAAACUACUGCAACAAGUACACGGACCUCAUCCCCGUGGCCUUCGUCCUGGGAUUCUACGUCAACCUGAUCAUCAAUCGUUGGUGGGCCCAGUACACCAGCAUCCCCCUGCCGGACCAGCUCAUGUGCGUGGUGUCCAGCACCGUCCACGGGGCGGACGAGAGGGGCCGCCUGCUCAGACGCACCCUGAUCCGCUACGCCAACCUGUCAUCGGUGCUGAUCCUGAGGUCCGUCAGCACCCGCGUCCUCAAGAGGUUCCCCACCAUGGAUCACAUCGUGGACGCAGGUGGCUGUACACCUACAAACGGGAACUCCUCAUCUAGAAUAUGUGGUUUAAUUUUGGGACCAGAGAGAUGUCCUCCAACAAUAUAUAUAAUGUCUGCAGAUGUAACUGAUCGAUCUGAUUGGUUUAUAAUUUAUCUUUUCAUUGUUUUGCUGCAGGAGCUGAACAAAUACCGAGCCAAGUGCAGCCUGCUCUUCCAUUAUGAUUGGAUCAGCGUCCCUCUGGUGUACACGCAGGUUGUCACCGUGGCGGUAUAUUCUUUCUGCGCAUCCUGCCUGAUUGGACGCCAAUUCCUGGAGGGAAAUAGAGACCAGCUGGACAUGUAUGUCCCCGUCUUCACCCUCCUCCAAUUCUUCUUCUACUCCGGCUGGCUGAAGGUGGCGGAACAAAUCAUCAACCCAUUCGGGGAGGAUGAUGAUGACUUUGAGACAAACCGACUGAUAGACCGGAAUCUGCAGGUCUCCCUCCUGUCUGUUGAUGACAUGUACCAGAACCUGCCGCCGAUGCUGAAAGACAAAUACUGGGAUGAGCAGAUGGCGCUGCCGCCAUACACCGUGGCCACCGCCUCCGAGACACUGAAACCGUCCUUCAUGGGCUCCACCUUCGACAUGCGACUCGUUGGGGACCCAGAUCAACACCAACAAGUGGCCGCCACCCCCAACCUCCCCCGCGCCCGCACCCCCAUGCUCAGUCGCUUCCUCUCCUCCGCCGCUUCCCCUGCCGUUGGCAUGAAAAAUCUCAUGGGCCGAGGCCCGCGCAAUCAUCUGGUGCGCUUUAAAGGAGAAGGAUCCCCUAACGUCAAUGCCCACUACAGUGAGAUUGACCCCGAUGGACGUAUCGAUGAGGAGGAAACCACGGAGGAUGAGAAGGAAAGCCGGGCAAGCGAACCACCCACACCCAAGGUUGCCUCUAGAGUUCCUCGUAAACUGGAGGCCUCUGCGAAGCAAAAGAAGAUGGAGCAGCCUCGGCCAUGCCCAAUCCUCAUCACAGUGGACGAACCUUCAGAGGAGAACAUAGAGGAGGACCAAGAUGAAUGCUGAAGACGCAAACCAAC
Molecule: messenger RNA, 1532 nt
Organism: Nanorana parkeri
Lineage: Eukaryota; Metazoa; Chordata; Amphibia; Anura; Dicroglossidae
Gene: BEST4
Product: bestrophin 4
Molecular function (GO): chloride channel activity
Source: RefSeq, a predicted model, not a curated record